Mugil cephalus (flathead mullet) is the source of this 2581-nucleotide messenger RNA. It is a transcript of the gene slc10a2, whose product is annotated as solute carrier family 10 member 2. Gene Ontology annotation, cellular component: apical plasma membrane. The transcript is spliced from 6 exons. Gene Ontology annotation, biological process: bile acid and bile salt transport. Lineage: Eukaryota; Metazoa; Chordata; Actinopteri; Mugiliformes; Mugilidae. The record is from RefSeq and is a predicted model, not a curated record. The coding region runs from base 141 to 1250 and encodes 369 amino acids. Gene Ontology annotation, molecular function: bile acid:sodium symporter activity.
GCCGGCACUUCUCACUGCUCCAGUCAGCUCUUGGAUAUCAGAGAGGAAGAAGCUGGGACGGUCUUGUGGAUCCUAAGAAUCAUAAGCCGUGUGGGAACUCUCAGACCCGGAGCCUUUCAUUUCCCUCUUCUUCUACUACCAUGGCAUUUUCCAGCAUGUCGUUGUUGAAGGCAGCAGCUGUGCCUGCAGACUGUGACCCUCAUGCCACAGUGUGUUCAGGCAGGAACUGCCUUGUUCCUCCAAGUAAUUUCAAUGCGAUGCUGAGCCUCGUGCUGAGCGCAGUGCUCACCAUAAUGCUUGCUAUGGUCAUGUUCUCCAUGGGCUGCACUGUGGAAACCAGUAAGCUGUUGGGCCACAUCAAGAGACCUUGGGGCAUCUUCAUUGGCUUCCUCUGCCAGUUUGGUAUCAUGCCCUUCACAGCCUUUGCCUUGGCUCUAGCCUUCGGGGUUCAGCCCGUGCAGGCGAUCGUCAUCAUCAUUAUGGGCUGCUGUCCCGGAGGCUCUGGCUCCAACGUUAUCUGCUACUGGCUGGAUGGAGACAUGGACCUCAGUAUCAGCAUGACAGCCUGUUCCUCUAUCCUGGCCUUGGGUAUGAUGCCCCUGUGUCUGCUCGUUUACACCACCACCUGGACUUCCAGCGACGCCAUUGAGAUUCCAUACGAUAGUAUUGGUAUCACUCUAGCGGCCCUUCUUAUUCCAGUUGCUUUGGGAAUGGGUGUAAAACGCAAAUGGCCCAAAUUGGCGAAGAAGAUCCUUAAGGUGGGCUCCAUUGUCGGCGCUUGUCUCAUCGUCAUCAUAGCUGUGGUCGGAGGGGUCCUCUACCAGUCUUCUUGGGUCAUUGCACCCUCCUUAUGGAUAAUUGGAACCAUCUACCCCUUUAUUGGAUUCGGUCUGGGGUUCGCCAUGGCCCGCUUUGUGGGUCAGCCCUGGUACAGAUGUCGAACCAUUGCACUGGAGACAGGUAUCCAGAACUCCCAGUUGUGCAGUACCAUUGUCCAGCUGUCCUUCAAGCCAGAAGAACUUGAAAUCAUGUUUGCAUUCCCGCUCAUCUACAGCAUCUUCCAGAUCGUGGUGGCUAUCAUUGCUGUGUCAGCCUACCAGAUAUAUUUGAGGCGAUGCCACCGCGACUCUGAUGAGGACACUGAGGUCCAAUCUGUGGAAGGUGCAGCAUCCAAAUCAAAGGGCUACGCUCUGGACAAUAGUGGCUUCGACUUGCAUGAGAAUGCUGAUGGGAAGUACUCACAGAUGUGAGAGCUGCAGACUUGGUCGUUAUGAUCCUCCAUGCCCCACCCCACCCCACUGAAGAGAUCAGCCGGACUCAACCGUGAACACACAGUGCACUCUGCAGGCUGGAAGUGUGUGAUACAUAUCCCAUCCUUGUCACCACUGGGAGGUUUGCACGCACACACUGCUGCACAAAUGUCUUCCUGUGGCCAACAGUUAAAUCUGAGAAGGCCCAGUGACCGGCACACCAUGUCAAAUUGUAUUGUAGAUAUGAGGCCCUUUAAUUUAAAUAUUUAACAACUUUCCUUUUUACUUUCCGUUCGAUAGACCUCUAUGCCUGUGAUUAAUGAUUCAAACAGAACGUUGAGGGCUGUUGAAGAGUUUCAGUUGCAGACACAACCCAGUGCAACUAUAAUGUGUUGUUGUGGUAUGGAAAAUUAAGCUGAUAAUAACAUUGCUUUUUAAAAAAAAAAUAAAAUAAUAACACUUCUCUGAACAAGGGCACAAAGCGCUUGACAACAGAAGAAUUGAAAUUACAGCGCUGAGUGCAAAAAAGACGCACAGUAGUUAGGAUUUAAGAAAAAGGCAUUUAAUCAAGGUCUUCUCAGGCAGGAGGCUCCCGAGUUUUACUGGGGGGCAACAACUUGAAUAGACAGAGCCAGCUGACUUACAUAGGGGCCAAUGAUGACGCAAGAGGGAUGCGAUGUGACUCCGAAUGAGUUGGGAAUGAGUGAGGCAGGGGAGCACGACUGCCCAUGUUGCACAGUUCACAAACUUUACAUUUAAAAAAAAAAAAAAUGUUUUUUUUUUGUUUGUUUGUUUGUUUGCUUGCUAGUAAACAUAAAAUGAAUACUUUGGUAAUUGCAAACUUUGAGUCUUUGGGUCUUGAUGUGUUAUUUUCUCACCUCCUUAUAAAGUACAUACUAUUGACAAGAUAAAUCUAAAGGGUUGGAAAGGUUUUUACUGAAUACAGCCGACUCUUGGAACUUUACAAUAUGUGAGUUGUUUCUCAGGAAACAGAAAUAUGGAGUAAUCCCUGUAUAUUUAUAAUAUAACGCAUUCACACUCCUACUAAUGUAUUAGUCCACUCUAUUGCAACAUAUAUACAUAGUAUAUUUUAAUAAAUGGAGAUGUUUAAUAAGUGCUGAUUGCAAUUCUUCAGAUUUACUUUGAGCCUAUUUAAAGCUUUUCUUGUGUUUUGUAAAAAAUCUAUUUAAAACCCGUCUGUAUUUCUUAAUGGUUUCUAAAAUGUGCUUGACAAAAUAAUAUUUUUUGCAUUUUUCCUUGUAUGUUUUCUUCAUUCAUGUUGUGACACGAGUGCUCUCCAAAAACUCAAUAAACACAUACAUAUCGAUGAA